GGUCGCCCAAGCCUCGCAGAAUGCACGUCCGAGCGAUGGCAAGAGGCUGGAGCCGCCCAGCCGCGAGCUGCGGCAGGCGGCCCUGAGCUGGGUCGAGUCCUCCGGCCGCGGCCCGCCGGCUCCGGACGCCUGCCGCCCGCUCCGCAGCCCCUCCCCGCAGGACCCGGCGGCGCCCGCGGCGCCUGGCACCGGCGGCGGGCGGCCCGGGGAGGCUCCUCCAACGGAUGUCGCGAGACUGCCAGGGGUGGUGGACGUCACGGCUCGCAUGUAUGGCGACUACGCCAUCAUGAACGCGCUGCUGUGCCACCUGUACGGCAACACCCGACCCUCUUCGUCAGGGACGGGGAGCUGCCCAUGCUGCGGGUGGCCGCGCAGACGCUCGGGAGCCCGGAGCUGGCCAAGAGCUGCGAGGACCUGCAGCAGAGGCACCCCGAGAGGGGCGUCCCCCGCGGAGCGUCGCGGCCAGAGGCACUGGACUCGGAGCUGCCGCCAGCGUUUCCUUCGUCCGACCGGCUCCCAGAGCGCGGCGGAGGGAGCUGCGGGAGUGCCAGCAGCGCCAGUGCUGCCACGGGGACGGAGGACAUCCCCAGCGCCUGGGACCUCAAGUCCUCCGCGCCGUCCUCCGACCUGCACACGCAGAGCGGUGCAACGACUGGGGAUGAUUCUCGGCCCGUGCGGGUCACGUCGCGGAACGCCUUCGAGAGCUCGGGGCAGGAGGCGCGAGUCGGCCCCAUGGUCAAGCCGAGGGGGGAAAGGUCGUUCACCGACCGCCCCGCGCUGACCCCCCAGGCCACCGCGGGCGAGAAGGCGGCCGCCGCGGACGGCGACGGCGUCAAGAGAGGUCCGGAGACCGGAGGGGUCCGGCGCGUCCUCAGCGAGAUCAAGCGGAACAUCGUGGAGUCGUCGCGCAUCAUCGCGGACAAGACCUUCCAGCAGAUGUACGAGCUCGUGCCCGGCGACAGGGGCAUCCUCGGCGAGGGCAUCAACGGCCCCGUGCGUAUGGCGCUGCACAGGAAGACGGGGCGCGAGGUGGCCGUCAAGCGGAUCUCUUGCCACAACCUCUCGGAGCAGAGGAGACAGAUGCUUGUCUCGGAGGUUCGGAUUUUUCUUCAAGUCUCACAUAGAAACAUCGUGCAGUUGUUGGAGGUCUACGAGUCAGAGGUGGACCAGGCUGUCCUGCUUGUUAUGGAGCUCUGCACAGGCAAGGAGCUUUUCGAGCGUCUAGCUGAACGAAGGUGGUACUCCGAAUUCGAUGCUGCGCGGGUUGCGCGGCAAAUGCUGGACGCGGUGUCUUAUCUGCACACGCAGAACAUCUGCCACAGGGAUCUAAAGUUGGAGAAUUGGUUGUACGAGGACAACACCUCAGAGGCCAAGCUAAAGUUAUGCGAUUUCGGUUUUGGCCAGAUUGUGGAGCCGUCAGUGCAGCUCACUGCCACCUUGGGCUCGUUGUUCUACGUGGCCCCAGAAGUUCUGGAAGGCUCGUACGGGCUGCCAUGCGACAUGUGGUCAGUGGGUGCACGGUGGCGGAUUGUGUACAUGCUCCUGAGCGGAGUCCCACCUUUCGAUGGGAAGACAGACGCUGACGUCAUGCAGAAGAUCCGGAACGGUCGUUUUCAAUCCAGCAGCCGGCGUUGGGAGGGCAUCAGCGAGACGGCCAAGCAUUUCGUAAGGUCCAUGCUCCGCAAGGACCCGUACGAGCGCUUGACAGCUGCUGAGGCCGCACAGCACGCUUGGCUGAAGAUGGAGACCCAGCCGAAGCUGUUGAGCUGGCCAAAGGGCGGACCCGAUUCGGAGCUCGAACUGCCGAUCGACCGGGGGGUCGUUCGCGACAUGUGGAAGUUCGCGCAGAACAACGCGAUUACCAAGGCAGCUGCUGGCAUGCUCGCCCAGUGGUGCACGACGUCUUUUGGUGGCCGCGAGGGGGAUUUGGUUCUCUUGGAGCAGCGCUUCAGGAGCCACGAUGAAAGCAAUUCCGGCAGCAUUGGCGCGGAGUUCUUCAUCCAGGCGAUUAAGGAAACGUUGAAUUCUGAUUCUAUUGAGGAAAAGUCGUUUUUCGACCGCAUCGCAGGCAACCCGCCUGGAAACGAUCCUGGGCAAGGCGCCGACGGGCGGGGGCGUAGGCGACCCGUCAAUUACAACGAGUUCAUCAAUUUGACGAAAGCGAGGCGCAUGGCCAACAACACAGCAGCUAUACGGGAGGCCUUCCGCGCUAUCGACACAGUUGGCGACGGCUUCAUCAAAGAGGACGACAUGCACACCCUGUUGGGCGACGAGUUCAGGGCGACGAUCAACAACUAUGUCGACACGAGCGGGAAAGAGUUCAUAGAUUACCGCCACUUCGCCAACAUCGUCUCGAAGGAGAUGGCCGAAAAGGACGGCACGAAGCAGCUGGACAGCGUGGGCCACAGAAGCAGCACGGACGCGGCAGCAUGCGCCUCCGAGGACGAGUCCAGCGCCCGCGCUGGUCCACCCCCUGCGGCUGACAGCCUCGGCGACGAUGGCGCCCAGCCUCCGGGAGCCGCAGGGGCGGCUGGCGCAGCUGCGGCGAGCACCAGCAUGCAGCUCCUCCGGAUGCAGUCCGAGGCCUCCUCGCUGCCUGACGCGGACGACCUCCUGCCGAACCACCACGACGGCACGGACGCCGCCGGGGCCGCGCGGGCCGAGCGGGAGGCGGGCGCGGGCCCGGGCGCGCCGGGGAGAGAGCCCGGCGCCGCGGCGCCGGAGGGCGGCGCGCAGGCGGCGCAGGCAGAGGAGGACGCGGCGGCCGAGGACGAGGAGGACGCAUGCGACGCCGGCGCUGAGAGCGAGGAGGAGAUGCUCGUGAACGUGGACAACCCGACCGCUGGGGAAGCGGGCGGCGGGGAUGCCGUCCCGCUGGAGGAGAAGAAGCAGAUACUGGAGGAAGUGCCCAAGAAGGAUCACCGGUUCUCGUCGUUCUCGCUGUCGCUGGCAGGCUCUUCGGAGCUGGACGACGUCAACUUUGGCAUCAACCGGGUCCUCUCGAUGCCGUCGGACGUGUACAGCAUAAGGCAGCUGCCCGAGUUCCACAAGCUGGUGCUGCGGCCGUUCUACGCGGCGCGGCCCGUGAGCAACGUCGUCAUGGGCCUCAUCCGCGGCUCUUCGCUGUACGCAAAGCAGAGCGUCGCCGCCAAGCUCGCGACAAUCAUCCACACGGCCUGCGGUUGGUUCUUCAUCAUGCCAAACCCGAAGUACCACAGCCAGGUGGACAACCGGAAGGGGCUCCUGUCGAAGGAGACCGGCAAGUUUCGGUUUGUAGCAUGGUGGAUCCACCCGCGCUUCGUCCCGCAGCUCCGCGAGUGGUUCAACCACUUCACCUACGAGGGCAUGGACCCCGAGCGCCUGGAGCAGGGCCGCGAGGCGCGCGCCCGGCACGAGAAGCCGCGCGCGGCGGUGGAGAAGGCGGCGGCCGAGAAGGCGGCGGCGGCCGAGAAGGCGGCGGCCGCGGAGAAGGCGGCCCCCGCGAGCGAGGCAAGGGAGUCCAGCUGCGAGCCUGUGCACCAGGCGUCGGGCGGAGAUAGGAGGACUCCCAAGGACGUGGCCCAGCCGAAGGAGGUUAGGGAGGAGGCCGCCAAGGCGUCCACUGUCGGAGAAGCACGCAAGGACCCGGCCCAGGGGGAGGCGGGCAUGCCCGUGGGCUCCCCGGGGGACUUCCGCUUCAGCGACGUGCCCAAGCCGGAGAAGUAUUUGCACACCUACCGCGACCUCUACACGAAGGAGCACGUCGACAUGCUGAGCCAGCUGCAGGAGGGCGUGCAGCGCUUCUUGCGGAGCCUGUUCGACGAGAACUUCAUGGCCAGCGCGCAGAUCUCUGCCGGGUUCCACUACCCGGUGAGGACGCAGUACGCCACCCUCCACAUGCAGCUGCGGGUGAACUCCGGCUCCGUGUGCCGAGAGGACGGCCGCGGCGUCGAGGUGAGCACGCUGAUGGAGACCUUGAAACAGGACAGGCUCAAGUUCGAACGAGACGCGGAGCAGAUCCGCUACCACGCCACCGAGAACGUCAAGGUGUCGCUCCUGGCGGCCGCCAAGGAGUACGAGGAGCAGCGGGACGAGUGCGCGCACCGCCACAUCGCGCCCCUGGCUUUCGAGCUGGGCCGCAGCAGCAUGCCGACGAUCGAGGACGCGGGCGAGGACGACGAGGAGGAGGCGCCCGCCCUGGACGUCAGAAGAGCGGCCGAGCAAGGGGCGGCCCAAGUCCCGGCACAGCCCCGCGGCGCGGCCCGCACGGCCGCCCGGCACCGAGUGCCCGCAGCUCCCCCGCGUGGAGCUCCCGCCUGCCGCCGCGAGCCAGGGCGGCCCUGGGUCAGACCUGUGUGCUGGCGGCGCGCACGACGCCGCGGGCGAGGAGAUCUCGCAGCAAUAUCUGGUCAACCUGCAGCCGUCCCUGGGCUCGGCUUUCGCAAAGGCCCUGUACGACAAGAGGGCCGAGUGCGCCUCGGUGAUGGGCAUGGACCGCACGCACCUGUAUCCGCUGCACGUCUCCGUCACCGGCUUCUUUGACGCGACGCGGUCACAACUGGGGCCGCUCCAGAGACUGCUCCACGAGCUGCUCCAGUCGGAGCUGCAGGCGACGUCAGAGCGCGUCAAGGUAGGCGACGUCAUAUGCACGCCGACAGGCUACGUGCUCUUCGACAUGACGGCCCCCGCAAUCUCCAGGCUCUCCCGGAAGCUCGGAGAGCGCUCCCUGGCGGAGCUCGGCCUGCACAUCCGGCCCAAGGCCGUCAACCACAUCUCGUUGGCGUCUGGUCGACAAGGCGAGGCCGACCGGGAGAAGAUCAGGCGCAUCUUCGAGCCAUCGGGCAGCGAGCCCGAGGCGGAGCAGAUCCGGGAGGCUUACAGAAUGGCGUCCUUCGAUCUGGUCCUGUCCCGCCUCGUCGAAAGCUCCACGUACGAGCCUGGGCGAGACCAUCGACAGCACCAAUUCGAAGAAUGCGCAAGGAUGGCCGUGUUGAGGCUUGCAGACGGAGAUGUUACGUGACGCUCAAAGUCACGAAUAGUCAAUCCACAUGCCGUGAGGGAAGCGACGGGUAGGGCGCGAAGCCGUGACGUCACGCCUUCGGACAACAUGUCGCAUUAGGCGGAGACAUCUAGACAACGCUGGACGCCUUACCGCAGAAAUCAUGAUCUUCACGUGUGUCAUCCUGCGUUUUGCGGCAAGGCCAGAGGGAAUCAUCUUUGGACAGUGUGAACAGGAGCGGCUUUCUGAGGAGCGUAAAG
This is a messenger RNA of Prorocentrum cordatum, 5238 nucleotides long. Lineage: Eukaryota; Dinophyceae; Prorocentrales; Prorocentraceae. The record is from the annotation of a GenBank genome assembly.